Molecule: messenger RNA, 771 nt
Organism: Anastrepha ludens (Mexican fruit fly)
Lineage: Eukaryota; Metazoa; Arthropoda; Insecta; Diptera; Tephritidae
Exons: 1
Coding region: 1-771 (256 amino acids)
Source: RefSeq, a predicted model, not a curated record
AUGUCGAAAGCAGCGGCAGCGGCCAGAGAAAUUGCCAAGAGACACCUCAUAGUGGCAUUCACUGACCGUAGCGACCAGCUGGGGCGAAUGUCGCAGGAACGGUGUAAGGUAGUGGAAAUGAAGCUACUGGAAACCUUGUUUACUAAAAUGGACGCAGAGCCGAACGCACCCAUGCCAGAAUUCGACGGAGCAGGAUGGUUCAGCGGCGUCAAAAUCAUAAAAUGCAAGGAUGACCCCACGCUCACAUGGCUAAAGGAAGCGAUAAAAACGCUUCACGGCCUGUGGGAGAGGGCAUCACUGGAAAUUGUUGAUCGCAGCUGCAUUCCCUCAAUACCGAAGGCAAAGGUUUUCAUUCCGCGAGUGGUAAAACCGGAAUAUGCGCUGCGGCUACUACAACGACAAAACACGGACGUGCCAACAGACGAUUGGAAAGUGUUGAGCGUGGCAAAACCAGCAACUGCUGAUGGUGGCCAGGACUACAUGGUCCAAAUCAACAAGCCGGCAGAGGACCUGCUUUACGCGCGAUUCGGGAGGAUGGCUUGGGGAGUUGGUAGCGUGCAUCUUCGCCUCAAAAAGCGCAACCCGGCAGAUGACAACCACAACACGCUCGCUGCGGGGGAGGUGGAAAAGGAUCUCGGUAAAGAAGAGAUCCUGGAAGCCUCCCUCAAUAUACAGGAAGUGGAGAAGGGUGACUUGGAGGUAGUAUCCAACUCCGAGAAGGUACUGAGGCCAGAUGCUGAGAGUCCUUCAGAUGAACCUCCACAAAAGUAA